AUAGAAUCAAUUAUGCGAGCUGGUUUGUAAACAGACGUAGCGGACCUAACGUGCCGAUCCGUAUUCCGGCCAAGGGUGGCUUUUGAUGUUGGCCGAUCAGCGUUGCGGAGCAAAACGUCAUGCAGCUUUCAUGUGUUCUCUACAAUUAUGAAGGUCGUCUCUCAUCAGAUUUUCGUUUCAAAUUCAAAGCGGUUCUUAUAAUUCAACAUGACGGGCCUAGUGAAGAAGAUUGAGAUUAACUGUGAUAUGGGUGAGGGUUUCGGUCGGUGGAAGAUGGGCCCAGAUGAAGAACUCAUGAAAUACAUCGACGUAGCAAACAUCGCCUGUGGCUUCCACGCCGGUGACCCAAGUUUGAUGCUCAAGACCGUCCAUCUAGGAAAAGCCAACAAUGUGAAAAUGGGCGCGCAUCCCGGUCUCCAAGACUUAUUCGGGUUCGGACGUCGACGAAUCGAAGUCGAUCCUGAAGAUAUGUAUGCAUCGAUAUUGUACCAAGUUGGAGCUUUGAAGGCAUUUCUAGAUGCUGAAGGUGUCCCGUUGAAUCAUAUCAAGCCUCAUGGAGAGCUGUUCUUUUAUAUGCAGCGCGAUGCUGUGAUUAUGGAUGCCGUUCUCCGGGCGGCUUCGCAUUACAUGGUCCCGGUGUAUGCUUGUAAAAAUGAGAUGCAGAAGGAGAUGUGUGCAAAGUAUGGGUUGCCUUUUCAAGAGGAGCUUUAUGUCGAUAUCGAUUAUAAUCCUCAGGGAGGACUUGUGCCUGUUGCGAAGAGCAAGACGGCUACUCCGGAUAUGAUAUAUGAGAGGGUUCUGAAUUGUGCUUUGAAGGAUGAGAGGGAUCAUAAUGAGGGAGGGGUCUUGAAGAUUGGUUUUCAUGGUCAACCUUUCAGUAUUUGUGUUCACUCAGAUAUGGCUACGGCUUUGGAUAAUGCAAAGAUGGCGAGGAAAGCUGUGGAUGAGGCAAACGCAAAGUUGUUUUCGAAGUAAAUGAAUUCAUAAUUCUACCUCAAGAAGUUCAUUUCAGAUAACAAAAGUUUGUUCAACCCAGG
Messenger RNA from Mollisia scopiformis, 1037 nucleotides. Its product is annotated as LamB/YcsF. NCBI's taxonomy places the organism in Eukaryota, Fungi, Ascomycota, Leotiomycetes, Helotiales, Mollisiaceae. The coding region runs from base 208 to 975 and encodes 255 amino acids. The transcript is spliced from 2 exons. The record is from RefSeq and is a predicted model, not a curated record. Gene Ontology annotation, biological process: carbohydrate metabolic process.